GAGCUGGGACUAGAACCCAGGCAUCCUGCUCCAACCACUAGACCACACUCCCUCCACACAGCAUGUUCUUCUCCAAGCUCUUUGGCCGAGAGCUGGGAGGCCCCAUCCCUUGCCAGGGCCGGAGUGGGAGACGGGACGCAGGACUCCAGUAACAGAGGAAAUCAGGCAGCAGCAUGGCGCAUGCAGCUAGUUGUCUCCAAUGAUCAUGUUCACCGGAUCAGCCGCCGGCAGCUACACCACCACAAUGGAGACGUUCAGCUCCAGGAACCUGGCCCUGCAGGCAGAGAAGAAGAUCCUGAGCCACAUGGCCAGCAAGUCGGUGGUGAAUGUAUUCCUGGACGAUACAAGCAGCGAGAUCCUGGACGAGCUGUAUCGGGUCUCCAAGCUGCAUACCCAGAACCGGGCCGAGGCCCAGAAGGUCAUAAAGAACCUCAUCAAGGUGGCUGUCAAGAUCAGCGUGCUGUACCGCAACAACCGCUUCAGCACUGGCGAGCUGGGCCUGGCGGAGGAGUUCAAACACAAGCUGCACCAGGGUGCCAUGACGGCCGUCAGCUUCUACGAGGUGGAGUUCACCUUUGAGCCAGGCGUGCUGACCCAGCUGCUGCAGGACUGCCGGGAUAUGCUGCUGCAGCUGGUGGAGAAGCAUCUGACGGCCAAGUCCCACAGCCGCAUCCGCCACAUCUUUGAUCACUUUGCCAACGACGAUCUGCUCAGCCAGCUCUACAGCCCUGGGGAGCCCUACCGGCCCCACCUGCAGAAGAUCUGCCAGGGCUUGAACAAGCUGAUAGAGGAGGGGAAGCUGUGAGGGGGGUGGGAGGGGGCCUUGCCUUUCUCCUCCUUCUCAGCCAGCAAAAGAUUAUGGGAGUUGGGGGUUUGUAACUAAUGGGGGCCUGGAAGAACCUCACUCCCUUAGGCACCUAUGGAAAUCCUAACCAAGGAGCAAGGACCUUCAGGUUUAUAGGGGCUGGAGAACUGGAUGAUCCAACAGGACAAUCAAGACUGAGGCGUGUCCCGGUUGCGCUCAGGACCGUCCGUGCUCUCCACAUGUGCCCCAGACCUCUCCACGCCCUCAUAGAUCAGCGCCCCAGUCCUCAACUCUUUCUCCCCAUCAGUGACGCUUGCAGAGUGGUUAUUUUUGUACACAUUCGUCUUGUCAUUACUAACGCGUUAAGAGGGGAGAAGCCG
This is a messenger RNA of Dermochelys coriacea (leatherback sea turtle), 1185 nucleotides long. It is a transcript of the gene TNFAIP8L2, whose product is annotated as TNF alpha induced protein 8 like 2. NCBI's taxonomy places the organism in Eukaryota, Metazoa, Chordata, Testudines, Dermochelyidae. Gene Ontology annotation, cellular component: cytoplasm. The transcript has 2 exons. Gene Ontology annotation, biological process: negative regulation of inflammatory response; negative regulation of T cell activation; regulation of apoptotic process. The record is from RefSeq and is a predicted model, not a curated record. Bases 200 to 805 code for a protein of 201 amino acids.